Zychaea mexicana is the source of this 2638-nucleotide messenger RNA. RefSeq names its product sulfate transporter family-domain-containing protein. The transcript is spliced from 4 exons. The record is from RefSeq and is a predicted model, not a curated record. NCBI's taxonomy places the organism in Eukaryota, Fungi, Mucoromycota, Mucoromycetes, Mucorales, Lichtheimiaceae. Gene Ontology annotation, molecular function: secondary active sulfate transmembrane transporter activity. Gene Ontology annotation, cellular component: membrane. Bases 53 to 2434 code for a protein of 793 amino acids. Gene Ontology annotation, biological process: transmembrane transport.
CUACCUUUCUCUACAUCUCUUUCUAUCUCCUUUACGGCCACCUACAACAGUCAUGUCAGCAACAACCUAUGUUGACACCCCAUUACCUAAAUAUACAGAUCAGGCACGGUCUACUGUCCGCCACUUACCACAGCAUGUUCGAUCAUACUUCUCCGACAUGUUUCCUAUCAUGACAUGGUUGCCUCAAUACAACAUGUUGUGGGCAUGGAGUGAUCUUAUGGGAGGUUUGACUGUAGGAAGUGUGGUAAUUCCUCAGGCUAUGGCUUACGCCAAACUUGUCGGCUUGCCCGCAGAAUACGGUCUUUAUACCAGUUUCGUUGGCGUCGCCCUAUACCCAUUCCUUGGAACUUCCAAAGACAUUAGUAUAGGUACCACUGCCAUCCAAUCACUCUUCCUCGGACAAAUCUUCGCUAGCAUCCAAGAAACACCGCAGUAUCAAUCUGGUCAAUGGACAGACCAAAAGUUUGCCGUCACAAUGGCGUUUUUCGCGGGCAUCAUCACAUUGGCACUCGGAAUACUAAAGCUUGGGAUCCUCUAUAACUUUAUUUGCCAACCCGCCAUCUCUGGCUUCAUGGCCGGAAGCGCAGUGACCAUUGUGAUCAGCCAAAUCGGCAAAAUUAUGGGUAUCCACGUCAACACCAGCCAAGUACCGUAUCUCGUUUUCGGCGACACUUUAAAAGGCCUGCCCGAAACCAAAGUUGAUGCAGUCUUUGGUUUCUUGUCUCUGGUCUGGUUGUACGGUAUCAAGUAUAUUUGCCAAUUCUUCUCCAAGCGCUACCCACAACAUCGCCGCGGUAUCUUUUACUUCAGCAUGAGCCGCAACGUCAUUGUUAUUGUGGUCACGACAUUCCUAUCCUGGGUGAUUAACCAUUUUGGCCAAUACGCGGAGAGUCCUUUUACCAUCCUUGGUCCCGUGCCCGCUGGUUUUCAGCGCAUGGGUGCUCCAGAAUUGGAUACAAGCCUUGUCGCCUAUAUCCUGCCUAAUAUCCCUAGUAUGGUCGUUUUAUUGGUCAUGGAGCAUUGCUCGAUUGCUACUAGCUUGGGAAAGAUCUCUGAUUAUCGAAUUGAUGCCAAUCAAGAAAUCCUAUCCAUUGGUCUGGCCAAUAUCUUUGGCUGUUUCUUCUCCGCCUACCCAGCAACAGGAAGCUUCUGCCGCAGCGCUGUCCAAAACAAAUCUGGCGCCAAAACACCGUUGGUCAAUGUCCUCGUGGCAAUCAUUGUUGUCUUGGCACUCUAUGCACUUACGCCUGCAUUUCAAUACAUCCCCACGUCAAGUCUUGCAGCAGUCAUUGCGCAUGCAGUUACGGACCUUAUUGUCGGACCCACAGUGUGGCGCCGUUUCUGGAACGUGCAUCCAUCCGAGCUUCUUAUCUUUGCGUGUGCUUUCAUCAUUUCACUUUUCGCGCGUCUCGAUGUCAGUAUCUAUGUGGCCGUUGCUCUCUCCAUCGUCAUUCAAUUGUACCGUUCCGCACGACCCCGCUAUGCCAUCCUUGGGCGGAUGGACGAUGACACAGUAGCAGCUACGAAAACGAUGGUUGAUGAAAAGUCAGCAGCACGAAGCGAGCUCGAUACAUUGGCUCAUUGCAACUUUGUGUCAUUAUCACAUCCCAUUCUCGGCCAACAUGCAAAGCCCAUUGCCCCUGGUAUUGUUGCAUUCCAACCACGCGACAAUAUGAUUUUUGAAAACUCAAUGUUCGUAUCCGAAAAGAUCAUGGACGAAGUCAAGCGUGCAACCCGCCGUGGCAAGCCUCUGGCCGAGAAAGUCGGUGACCGACCUUGGAACAAUGCAGGUGGCGCGGAGAAAAGCGACAAGCCAUUGUUGCAUGCAGUCAUUAUGGACUUGACUGGCGUAAACCAGAUGGAUUAUUCAGCCAUCGAAGACCUCAAAGCAGCCGCAAAUCAGGCGGAGCGAUAUUCGGGCAGGCCCGUUUCUUGGUUCUUUGUGCUCAACGACUCUUUGGCUGUUCGCAGAUGCUUACUGUUUGGCGGCUUUGGUACUCAAGAACGCAAACCAGGUCGUCCCUUCCGCUCAGAUCUCAAGAAACGCAAUGGUCAAGAUGAUCCUGCCAACGACAAUAACGAUGGCGACGAUGAUUCUUCUGAUGGUCAGCAGUCAAUCAAUGAUAACAAUAACAACAAGGAUAAUCACCAAGUGACCGAGAUCGAAGAUGUAUCAAGUCGUCCAGUAAAGAACGAGUCCACACUUUCAUACAAUCACAGCGACUCUGCAGCUUUGAACGGCAGCAUGGAUCGUGGUGCCGCAGUCACCCACCUCAACGACGUUUAUCCCUACUUUUUCUUUACCAUGCGCGAUGCCGCUAUUGCAGCUUGCAUUCGUCACGCGGUACCGGAAGAGCAUGUUUCUCCAGCGCCAUCCUUAUCGGUUAGCGUUGUCCCCAAUACCGAUGAGGAGAAGAAGCUCGAGAAACAGUAGAGAGCCUUUUUUGUUUAACUUAUAACUCUUUUCCGUCACUCUCCUAUUAUAUAUGCUUCCUCUUUUCUGUAAAUAUGUUCUUACUUUGUAUUUCUUUUGUUAGCAAGUUGUUGUUCUCUUUUUUUGAAUAUCGUAUAUAUUGUUUUCUUUUUGUUUUGUACUAUUAGCAAAUACCAUAGAUCAACCUGCAUAUAUUAUAUAAAC